AUGACAGAACCCUGUUGCUACGGUAUGAAAUACACCCACAAUAGCUUUGCAGACAAUAUACGGAGCUUGAUCAGCAAGACUCACGAUCUCCAGUAUUAUGGCAUCACCUCGUAUCUGGAGAGCAUGGGUACCAUGCAUGUGUCUGUGCUGACCGAAGACGGAUCCGCUGUGUCUGUCACCAGCAGCAUCAACCACAUAUUUGGCUCCAAAUUCCUGUCUCCGAGCACUGGAAUCAUCCUUAAUGAUGUGCUGUUUGACUUCUGCACAAUAUCUAAUUUUGGUAAGGGAUCAGCAGGAUGCAUUUUACCAGGAGAGCAGCCUCCCUCCUCUAUGGCUCCAGUUCUGCUGAAGUCUCAGUCGAAGACACUGGUGAUUGGAUCGACUGGUGGGAAUAUGAUCACUACUGGAAUGGCCUCGGCGCUCAUGAACCACCUUUGGUUUGGAAAGAGCCUUAAAGAUGCAAUUAAUACUCCAGUUGUUUAUGUCGACUCUGAAAAUGCAGUAAAGUUUGAACCCAACUUUGAAAAGGAUGUAAUUGAGGCUCUUAAGAAAAAAGGACACAAUCAUCAACCAGCAACAAGAUUCUACAAUGUAGUUAACGCUGUGGAAAAGGAGGACAGCUGCAUCUCUGCAUGGUCUGAUGAAAGGAAAAAAGGCAAAGCAGCUGGUUACUGAGGCCAAAAGCCAGGGAUGUUAGUUUAGUAGCAUGGCUUUAAGGUUAUAGACACUCCUGCAGCCACAAAACUACAAAAUUGUAGCCAAUAGUGUGUAUAGUACUUAAAGAUCAUUAAACAAGAUGCUGAUUAU
Oreochromis aureus is the source of this 807-nucleotide messenger RNA. Its product is annotated as glutathione hydrolase 5 proenzyme-like. Bases 1 to 675 code for a protein of 224 amino acids. The record is from RefSeq and is a predicted model, not a curated record. Lineage: Eukaryota; Metazoa; Chordata; Actinopteri; Cichliformes; Cichlidae. The transcript is spliced from 6 exons.